UCCCUUUGUGGAUAUAGAGAGAGUAAUGCUAAAAUCAAUUUCCCUCUCUUCCGUCUUCACAGAUAGCUGAUAACGUACAGCAAUGGCUUCAUGUUUUGCAUCCUCAAAUUCCACACCCAGUUCCCACAUUCUUCUCUCUUCUUGUACUUCCUCAGCGUCUUCUAAUUUGAGCCCAAUUCAAUUGCAAUUCCCAUGUUUUCGAUUUCAAAGUAAAAUAAAAAUUUGCGCCAUUGCUCCUGCUACUAAGCGGAGGUUUCAUACAAAAAUAAGGUCUGUUGCAGAGGAAGAAGAAACCCUUGUUUCAGAAGCUGAAGCAUCUCCACCACCAGCUGACGCCACUACUGAACAGACCGUUUCUGUUCCGGUCUCCCCUUCUGAUGUCCUCACUAUGUUCUUUCUGGCAGAAGGAUCAAUGACUGAUGCUGCUAUUCCCACAGUAACCAAAGCUUUGGAGGACAUAGAAGGCGUUACAAAUCUCGAAGUAGGAGUUCUUGAAGGCAUUGCCAGUGUGAAGUUAACAAAGCAAACAACGGUACAAGCUACAGGGGUGGCUUCAAGUUUGGUUGAGAUAAUACAAGGGUCGGGCUUCAAGUUACAAACAUUGAAUUUGAGCUUCCAAGACGAAGAAGAUUUCAGUUAGAUAUUUGACUGCUCGACAAUCUGUGGUUUACAAUGUGUCUAUUUAACUCUUUAAUCAAAUUUUGAAUUUAAAAAAAGAAAAAAGUAGACGGAGCGAUUAUGGAGACCAUCUUUCCAUAAUUAGUGUGUAUAUGUAAUUUCAUUUUCAAUUUAUAGUGUAAUUAUACUUAAAAACUCAAGUCACCA
Molecule: messenger RNA, 825 nt
Organism: Olea europaea var. sylvestris
Lineage: Eukaryota; Viridiplantae; Streptophyta; Magnoliopsida; Lamiales; Oleaceae
Exons: 4
Coding region: 83-640 (185 amino acids)
Cellular component (GO): chloroplast
Molecular function (GO): metal ion binding
Source: RefSeq, a predicted model, not a curated record